Molecule: messenger RNA, 5798 nt
Organism: Dunckerocampus dactyliophorus (ringed pipefish)
Lineage: Eukaryota; Metazoa; Chordata; Actinopteri; Syngnathiformes; Syngnathidae
Gene: wdfy1
Product: WD repeat and FYVE domain containing 1
Exons: 11
Coding region: 81-1337 (418 amino acids)
Molecular function (GO): protein binding; metal ion binding
Source: RefSeq, a predicted model, not a curated record
CUGUUGUGUGUCAGCUGAUCCACUUGGACUGGCUAGGAAGAGAAUUAGCAGCAGGAAAACAGUGCUGGCUAGAUUAAACCAUGGCUGCGGAAAUCCAUUCGAGGCCUCAGAGCGCCAGGCCGGUUCUUCUGAACAAAAUCGAGGGACAUUCAGACUCUGUCACGGUAGCGGUUUUAAUCCCGAAGGAGGAUGGAGUGAUCACCGUCAGCGAAGACAGAACCAUUCGGGUUUGGCUGAAGAGAGACAGCGGUCAGUACUGGCCUAGCAUCUACCACACAGUCUCCUCUCCCUGCUCUUGUAUGUCAUACCACCAUGACAGCAGACGUAUCUUCAUUGGCCAAGACAAUGGAGCUGUUGUGGAGUUUCUCAUCUCUGAAGAUUUCAACAAGAUGAACCAUGUAAAAACAUACCCAGCUCACCAGAACCGAAUAUCUGAUAUGGUGUUUACCCUGGAGAGCGAGUGGUUGGUGAGCACCGGGCAUGACAAGAGUGUGAGCUGGAUGUGCACCCAGAGCGGCAGCAUGCUGGGGAGACACUACUUCACUUCCUGGGCCUCCUGCCUACAAUAUGAUCAUGAGACCCAGCACGCCUUUGUUGGCGAUUACUCAGGGCAGAUCACGCUGUUGAAGCUGGAGAGGCAGACCUACUCUAUUAUCACUACGCUGAAGGGCCAUGAAGGCAGCAUAGGAGCUUUGUGGUGGGAUCCCAUCCAGAGGCUGCUUUUCUCAGGGGCGUCUGACCAUAGUGUCAUCAUGUGGGACAUAGGAGGACGCAAAGGGCGGACCCUACUGUUGCAGGGUCACCAUGAGCGUGUUCAGGCCCUGUGCUACAUGCAGUUGACCAGGCAGCUGGUGUCAUGCUCGGCUGAUGGAGGCAUUGCCGUGUGGAACAUGGACACAGCCAGAGAAGAGGCACCUCAGUGGUUGGAAAGCGACUCCUGUCAGAAGUGUGAGCAGCCUUUCUUUUGGAAUGUCAAGCAGAUGUGGGACACCAAGACCCUGGGACUAAGACAGCACCACUGCAGGAAGUGCGGCAAAGCUGUGUGUGGUAAAUGUAGCUCUAAACGCUCCACAUACCCACUCAUGGGCUUUGAGUUCCCAGUCCGAGUGUGCGACCCCUGUUUUGACUCCAUCAAGGAGGAAGAUCGAGCACCACUGGCCACAUUCCAUGAGGGGAAGCACAACAUCGCUUGCAUGAACAUGGACCCAUCCAGAGGCCUGAUGGUCACCUGCGGAAGUGACCGCAUUGUGAAGGUUGUCAGUUCUUGUGAAGCCCCUCAUUUAAUGCAUGGAGUCAACCCAGCUCAAAGUGAAGUGGAACCUCGUUUUUUGUCAUGAAUCCGUUCCGAAUGGUCAGAUGAAAACUGAAAGCUGUUUUUCUUCAUAGGCAACAAUUAAAAUCCAAUUGAUCACUUCCAAACAGCUCACAAAAAUCACAUUUUACAGAGAACAAUUCUCAUUUUAGAUGUAGAAAACAAUGUAAACAGGUACCUACAAAUGAUGAAUGAAAUGGAUAAAUGAACUUUUAACAUGACCUUUACUGUUGUUGGUGAACACGGUGAUGAGUGGAGAGCGGAGGGGAAGGGACAGAAGAGCCACACGGAGCCGUUUCACUCUCGCCCAUCACAAAUGUAACCUUAAAAAGUGAACGACUAGAGCUGCAUACGUGCUCACCGGAAUUCAGUAGUCAACUUCAGCAGCAGGUAUAAUCUUCAUAAACCAGGAAGCUUGACAUCACAAUCCUGUUGUAACACACACUUUGCUAGGAGUUCUUUCUUGAAUUCAAUAGUGUGUUUCACCUUCUUUAUCAAAGCUCUGGCACUUGCAACCUCUCAGCACAGGGCGCAUAGUGCUGAUGAGCAAGAAGGAAGACAGAACCUGAGUUGUUCAUCGUGCGGUCCAUGAGCAAUUAAAUCACACUCACAUACAGUGAAAUGGGCGAAGCAGCCCACUGUGUUUAUGUUUUAAGGCUGUAAAACCCCCCACCAUUCUUCCUGAGAUUACAAGUAAAGAAAGAUGCCUUCCUACCCCCUUGCAGCGCUUUACAGUCUUUGUAAAUUGCAUAUUUUCAAUGCUGACCUGGCGAGCUUGUUGCUGUAUGGCUCACGACAUCAUUGCUUGUGUGCCGAUGAUAUUAUGGGAAGAAAAAAACGAUACCAAUAUCGACUGAUGAUAUCCCUGUUUUGAGCACCUUUACUGGACAAAAUGGAUGAAGGUGACACCCCCCGGUAAAAGUUUGGACUUUGAUUUUAUGAUGAUGAAGUCCUGCUGCGGUCAAAAAGGCAUCUAGCAUCUUUCCAAAGCUGUUUGAUAGAUGCUCUGCUUCCUGGCUACACAACAAAUACAACAUUGGAUUCCCCCUGAGGGAUUAUAAUCAGUAUAAGAAAUGAAAAAAUGACAGUUGCCAUUUCUUUGCGUCUUCUCAUCGGCUAUUUGUCUCCACAGAUCUGGGAUAUGACACAGGUGGUUGGCUGUAGCUUAGCAACAGGCUUUUCUCCACGCUGAUUGGUCCAGCUCCCUCUUCCGGUGUCAUGGAAACCCCUCUGUACAGUGCAUCAUUGCCAUCAUGCCUGGACUCUCCAGCUCCUGGGGGUUGUUGGUGUGUGCGUGUGUGCGCGAGUGCUGGUAGCGUACGUCUCCGUAGUCCUUUCCUUGAUCCUUAUGGAAUAAUCUUUUCAUUUCCGCUCCACAGGAAUCUGUGUGUGUGUGAUGUUUUUCUUACCCCGCACACACCACAGCACUAAGCACAACAGCGCGUGUAUGUUCUGUCAAAUUAAAGUUAGAUUUAUGUAAAUGUGUAGAUGUGCGCAUGUACCCCAAGUACUCCUCCUGUGGGACGAGUGUUGAUAUUAGUGUUUACAUUUAAUACUUCCGAUGCUUCUUUUGACACCUUUUAAAAAUCCUUGAAAGUACUGUGAUAGUCAAAAAUUCCAGCCCUGCCAUUGCAUGGUUCUGCUGCAUAUGCUUGCGUCUGCGUUUCACUUUGCAACAUGUACAAAACACCCUAUUUCGGUUUCUAGUACAAAUGUCCACUUUUAAUCCCCACUUUGCGUUUCUUUUUCACCAGUUGGCCUUAAAUCACUCUCAGGAUGUUUUCCACCAGUGGUGUCACCGGGCGGGGUCCUUCUUAUUUGAUGGUGUCGACAUGACCGCCUUGUAAAUCCGUGAUGUAUUGACUCUUAGCACUGACCCGUGCAUCCCUCAUCUGGUCACCAGUGAGGCUAAGGCGGGAGCAAGUUGCUAUAGCAACAGGUAAUCUUUGCAAAGUCUCACAUGCUUUUGUGCAGCAUCAUUAAACACUUGCUAAGGUGGAGGAACGGAGAAAGAUUGCACUGUUUGUAGGUACAUACACUAAUCCACGUGUGGCAUGGGCUCCAAUGCCUUCAGAGAAUGACUUGUGUAAGAUGCGUUGUUUGAGCUUCAUUGCGUUUCCUUUUUAUCACGAAGCACUUGGUUCAUGUGAAAUGACGUGUGUGGACUUCCCAGCUCUUACAGCUCUGCCUAUGUUCCUUCAGAAGCCUUAAAGAGAGAAGGGCACAUUCUCGAAGCCUUUUCUAGUGUCUUGUAAUAGUUUCUCUGGUCAUGAGUGUCUGGAUGUCUUUUUCUCUUUUGUUCGGAGUCAUGUUUUGUUUACCCCCCCUUCCCAUAAUCUCAUCCCUGCACUGAAUUGCACAACCCUUUCUUUGCUAGUUCAUAUGUGACUAAAAUAUGUUAUAGAAGCCUACCUUCCAUUGAAAUCCCUGAUGUCCAAAUGUAAUCACGUUCCAUUUUUUGGGAUUAUGUAGUGUAUAUUCACAUUUGUAGUAAAGUAUUUAUUAUCUAUGUAAAGGGUGUUUUUGUCCCUUUUUUAUGCCAGUAUGAGUCAAUACGUGGCUUUAUACAGUGACUCCCACCACCAUUAGUGUGCUGGGAGGGAGUGUGCCACGGAAAAUGAUUUUCCUUCAUUGGUUGUAAAAUUAUCUAUUUAGUAUGAAUAAUGUAUAUUUUGUCAUUUUUCUAUGGCAGUGAUGUGUAUUGACAGGCAGAACAAUUGAAUGGUCUUCCACGAGAUGGCAGAAGCCUAAUAUAGUUUUUGUGACAUUUUACCUCGGCUCAAUAAAGUUUGGGAAACUGCAUUAAUAAACACCGUAAUAGACCGCAGUGACCUACAGUUUAGAAUAGAUGACGUCAGGCUUAGCUUGACACUUUACCGAUAUUUGUAGAUUGUAUCAAAUAUGUAGAACGUGGUUAUAGCUCAUAGGAAAUGUUUGAAACAAGUCAACAAGUAUAUAAAUGGAAAAUGUAGUUCCAUCUUUCUAUAUAUUUUGUAUACCGCUGGUCCUGUUGUACAAUUGCAAACCUCCAUUUGUUUUUACCUUAGUAACAGUUUGAUUAAUGGAUACUUUACUAUGCUGCCUAGAAAGGCGCUAUUUAAAUAUAAUGAAAUAUUAUUGUAUUAUUUGAUGUUGAACUUCUUCGAAUUGGUCUGUCUUGUGUCCACGACGAUUUUCUGUUUGAAUCUCAUAUUUUGGAGUGUCAUUUCCUGUUUUGAUUCGUACGCGUCAGCGCGUUUUCAAGAUUCAAGAGUUUUAUUGUCAUGUGCACAGUGAGACAGGUAGUUCUACUAUGCAAUGAAAUUCUUAUUCUGUUCAUUCUCCCAAAAAGAAAGAAAACACAAGAAAAUGAAUAAGAACAGAAGAAACAUUAAUAACAAAUUAAGCAACAACAGAAGAGACAUUAAUACAAAUAAAUACAUAUAUAGUGCUAUAAGUGUGUGUGUGUUGCGUGCGGUGUGUGUGAGUGCUUCGUUGAGAAGCCUGAUGGAGAAGCCUGAUGGCCUGUGGGUAAAAGCUGUUUGCCAGCCUUGUGGUCCUGUAGCGUCUGCCUGACAGUAGGAGUGUGAACAAUGAGUGUUGUGGAUGUGUGCUGUCCUUGAUGAUGGAUGGCUGGAUUUUCAUCCAUCCAUGCUUUUUCUAUGCCGCUUAUCCUAAUUAGGGUCGCGGGGGUAUGCUGGAGCCUAUCUCCGCUGACGGUGGGCGAGAGGCGGGGUACAUAUAGACAAACAACCAUUCACACUCACAUUCAUACCUAUGGACAAUUUGGAGUCGCCAAUUAACCUAACAUAUAUGUUUCCGGAAUGUGGGAGGAAACUGGAGUACCCGGAGACCACCCACGCACGGGGAGAACAUGCAACGCCCAAGCGGAGAUUCGAACUUCUGUGUGGCCAACAUGCUAACCACUUGGUCACCGUGUUGCCUUCAGAUUGUUUUCAGCACGCUAUAGUGAGGGAAAUUUUGAUUCUUUUUAGAGAGCUGGUUCAUUUGGCUUGGCUCACUAAAGACAGCGGGCUCUUUUGGUUCCAAAGUGGCUCCUCAGAUUUUUUUGUUGUCUUAAAUUUAUUACCAAAUUAUGUGUAUUGUGUAAAAUGAAUUACUAAUGUAAAAAAUACAUGAUAUCAAACCUCAAUAAAGAGCUACAAAAAUAGAAUAUAAUGCUAUAUUAUGAAAUACAAAAACAAAGACCUGUCUCAAUAGACAAAUAUGUAAAAUCUCUUAAUGCAAAUUUGUCACGAACAAAUCGGCUCUAAGAGCACCACAAGUUGUUUAACGCUGCCACUCCCCCUGCUCGUUGUGCACACAGAGACACUGUCACACACCUUCACCAAUGACAUUCGCCUUUAACAGAUUAAAACACGAUACACGAGUCCCAACGAUGUAAACCGGCUCCUGUCGUUCAUUUCAAAGAACCGGUUAUCGGAGCCGAUUCGUUCGCGACCGACACAUCACAAACUCACGAAUCUGUGCUACAAUUAGCAUGCUA